Molecule: messenger RNA, 2880 nt
Organism: Colletotrichum godetiae
Lineage: Eukaryota; Fungi; Ascomycota; Sordariomycetes; Glomerellales; Glomerellaceae
Exons: 2
Coding region: 107-2668 (853 amino acids)
Biological process (GO): DNA-templated transcription; regulation of DNA-templated transcription
Molecular function (GO): DNA-binding transcription factor activity, RNA polymerase II-specific; DNA binding; zinc ion binding
Source: RefSeq, a predicted model, not a curated record
AGCUUAUUCUCGUUACUAUCAUAAACUUUCACGUUUGCGAACCCUAUGUGUCAGUAGGGUCCACGUUCAGAUCUUUUGACAUCUUGGAAUUUCGAAACCUCGUACGAUGACGACUGGCAGAGAAGUAGAAGGGGAGGGACAAGCUCUCUACCAGUGUUCUCGAUGUCGACGUCGUUAUCACCGUACGGAGCACCUCGCCCGCCAUGUCAGGUCUGUGCAUACCAAGCAGAGGCCGUAUAUGUGUAGAAUCUGCGGCAAGGGGUUUGGAAGGUUCGAUGUUUUGAGGAGGCAUGAGGGGAAUAUGCACGGUGGUGGUGGCGGUGGUGGAGCUAGGCCUGGGUCUGAGUAUGAGACGGCGGUGGCUGUCGUGGAAGGGGAGGGCGAUGAUGUGUUGUCGUUGGAGGUUGAAGGGAGCGAGCGGGUUAGGCUGGCCUGUAAGGGGUGUAAGGUUGCCAAGGUAAAGUGUUCUGAGAGGAAGCCUUGUACAAGGUGUGUUGGACGGGGAAUUUUGUGUGAGGUUGAGGGGGAGAGUUGCGUUGAAGUCGGGGCCGGUUCUGGUUCGUUGCGUGAGGAUCAGGCUGUGUAUAUACAAGAGGAGUACACGCAAACGCGGCUGGCUGGCCAAGAUAUCCUCGACGCGGUCAUGGAUGAGGAUUUCCUCUUUGGCGCGGAGUGGGAUCUCGCAAUGACGGAUUUGACGUACCUGCAGACUCGGACAGAUGCAGUUGUGACGGAUGGGUUGGAAUCCGCUCCUGGGGAGGAGAUGCGGAACGGCAACGUCGAAGGCUUUGGCGGCUUGCCCAUGUCGCCUCCCACAACCCCGGAGAGCCGCGGUACGGGGUCCUGGGAGCCUUCGAGCAGCGAGAACAGCGAGAUGGAGAGGCCGCACCUCGCUGCGGACGAGGAGAGUUUGAAGGCUGGGAGGACACCGCGGACGCUGGGAGCACCUUCCUUUGAUGAUGGUGGCUGUGGUCUUGCCGGUCUAUCCUUCUCGACAGCGGCGCGGGACGCCAUUGUCGGUAUGAUUCUCGACAACACCUCUCGCGCCAAUGCUGGGCCCGUCUUGGCUGCUUUCCCGUCAGUCGGAGCGCUUGACGCGCUUCUAGACGUGUAUGCUCGCGAGUGUUGGGGAGUCCCGUCGUCUCCGUCGACGGAUGCCAGGAUCAACGAUGUAGUGCAUCUUCCUACGCUGCGGCUUGACCGGCAGAGUCCGGAGUUGCUGGGUGCCUUGGCCGCAAUGGGUGCCGUCAGGGCUGGUUCGGCCGUUGCAAGGAAAUUUGGUUACGCGAUGCAGGAUGUUGUGAGGGUUUCUUCUUUUCGGAGUUGGGAAGAAAACAACGCCAACCUCUGCGAUAUAAGCCGAUCCCAGGCCUUCUUCCUCCAGCAGCAAAUCGCCUUCUUCAGCGGCGUCCAGCGUAAAGUUGCCUUUGCGGAGGCCUGUUCUGGGUGUAUGCAGGUGAUGAUCAAGAAUGGUGGACAUCUUCAGGGGGCGAUGGAGGGGGACCAGACCCUCUAUCAGCUCCAGAAUCUUUCUACACUGGAUGAUGGGCUGCUUGAGGACGUUUGGCUGAAAUGGUCUGCACGCGAGGCGAGAAGGAGGCUAGUGUAUGCUGCUUAUAUCAUGGAUAGCCAUGUCGGUAUGGCGCAUGGGAUCAGGGGUAUGGCGAGGUACGGGGACAUGAGGAUUCCCUUUCCUGCGCCGGGGAGGGUGUGGAGAGCCGAGUCAGCGGUGCGAUGGAGGGAGGAGAUGAGGCGGUUGACUCCAGGGUCAACGAUAUCUCUUUCCUCUUCUUCUGCAGCCUCCUCGCUACCGCUAGUUCUGUCUUUGAAGGAGGUGAUGGGUGAUCCGACGCUGGUUGCUAGAUCACACCACCAGGGUAUGGUCGAUGAGGACUUCGUUAUCCUGGGCUUUUAUGCCGGUCUCUGGGUGCUCAUUGAAGAAUGCCGUCAGCUGAAGGCUAUCAGCGGCCACGGGCAAUGGAGCACCAUGAUCUUAUCCUCGCGGCGGUUGGAGCUAACUUCGAUGCUCAAGCUCUUUGAUUCGUCUUUCCGAGCGGCGGGGUGGGAGGUAUCCUCUGGCGUGGAGAUGAUGUCUGAGGUUCUACAUAUGUAUAUCUCGAUGUCGCUGAAUGGGGAUGAACUGCGUGGUGCUGGUGUGUCACCUCCGCUGUCGCAACGUAUCAACAGAAUGGAUUCAGGAAGCGGUGGGGGGCUGGAGGAGCGAAGCGCAGUUUGGAGGGCCGGGAGGGUUCUUCGUGCGGCGAGACGGUACGAACCUGGAACGUUGUGUGGGGUUUAUUGUGUUGCUGUUCGGGAUGCUGGUAUUCUUCUUUGGAGAGUUGGACGGCGGAUUUCUCUGCGGGAGACAUCGACGUUGACGGGUAUGAGGCGGUAUUCCGGGCCAGGAUAUGGUGUCGACGCGACUGCUGUCUUGGUGUUGGACAUUGAGGAGGAUGUGCAAGAGUAUCAGGUAUUAGACAGGAAUGUCUGUCUUAUACUGCGUGGCACCGGAGCGGAAGAGGAGUACGUGACUCUUGAGGAUACGGUGGGUGUGAUGAGGUUGGUGAAGGGGAUAGUUGAGAAGAAUUGGAGGGGAUUGAGAAUGCCGGGUGGUGUUGAGGAGGUUUGCUUGUUGUUAGAUGGUCUAGGGAAAGUAUUCGGCUCAUGACGUCCGGUCCAUGAGAUCCUGCCCGGGAAGAAAGAAGGGUGAAGUACGAACUUUGGUGAUUGAGUGUCUCGUCGGUGAGCAGGAAGUUUGUGUCAAUGCUUCCUCCCGAUCUUCUGGUUGAAGUCGGCAGUUGGCAACUGAGUAGAUUUCCGGGGACGGAACACCGAUCGGCUAUAUCCCACUAGUUGGCUCGGGGCCUGUGGUGUGGUGUC